Messenger RNA from Musa acuminata AAA Group (dessert banana), 569 nucleotides. RefSeq names its product small ribosomal subunit protein eS21. Lineage: Eukaryota; Viridiplantae; Streptophyta; Magnoliopsida; Zingiberales; Musaceae. Gene Ontology annotation, molecular function: structural constituent of ribosome. Gene Ontology annotation, cellular component: cytosolic small ribosomal subunit; ribosome. The transcript is spliced from 4 exons. Gene Ontology annotation, biological process: translation; endonucleolytic cleavage in ITS1 to separate SSU-rRNA from 5.8S rRNA and LSU-rRNA from tricistronic rRNA transcript (SSU-rRNA, 5.8S rRNA, LSU-rRNA); endonucleolytic cleavage to generate mature 3'-end of SSU-rRNA from (SSU-rRNA, 5.8S rRNA, LSU-rRNA). Bases 149 to 397 code for a protein of 82 amino acids. The record is from RefSeq and is a predicted model, not a curated record.
AGCUUUGCUUCGCUUUCGUCUCGUUGCAGGUACUCCUCCAGGUCAAGAGUUACGCUUCGAUUCCGCUUGAGUUAGUUCCAAAGAAUCGAACUUUCGGUGAUCUUUCCAUCGUUCUGUACAUCUAUAGGCAAGCGAAUCCACUCACAAAAUGCAGAACGAAGCUGGUGAGAUGACCGAUCUGUACAUCCCGAGGAAAUGUUCUGCUACGAACAGGCUCAUUACUGCUAAGGACCACGCGUCGGUCCAGAUUAAUAUCGGGCAUUUGGAUGAGAGUGGCGUGUACACGGGCCAGUUCACCACGUUUGCACUUUCUGGAUUUAUCCGGGCUCAGGGUGAUGCUGAUAGUUCUCUGGAUAGGCUUUGGCAGAAGAAGAAAGCUGAAGUCAGACAACAGUAGAAAUCACUUGUGACAGGGAAAAUUCUAUAUGUUUGAUCCGAGUGAUGAAGUUACUUUAGUUUCUGAUGACAUUUUAGUCCCCAAUUAGAUGCUUUAAUUGUAUUUGACUGAAUGGAGCUGUUAUUUCUUUCAUUGAUCUUGAUAUGGUUAAUGAGGCUCAGAAUUACCUCAA